GCCUGUGCCUUUCGCUCUAGCUGCUCACUGCGCCCCGGGGGCCGGUGCGAAUGGAGGGGCUUUGGAACCAGGUCCCUAAGAUUACGGUCGCUUGACACUGCAGUCCGGGAUUGAAAAGGAGCAGCAGUGGGUCGAGAAAGGCGGAACGAAGAAGUAAACUGGUUUCUGCCUGGUGAAGAGCGUCACGCCCCCACUCCCUAAAAAAAUCCACUCCGAAAAGAGCGGGCGAUCAAGCGCGCAGACUGCGGAGCGGGCUGAUACUGGUGGGAAGCACUGAGUCAUCUGUCUCACCUGGGGUUUAAGGAAAAAAUGCCUCAGACUCCUCCCUUUGCUGUGAUGUUUGACAGCAGUGGAUAUAACAGGCCCCUGUAUCAGUCCAAAGAAGAUAGCUGUGAAGGAUUGUAUUACCAUGACAACAAUUUGCUAUCAGGAUCCCUGGAAGCCCUCAUCCAGCACUUAGUACCCAGCAUAGACUAUUAUCCUGAUAGAACAUAUAUAUUUACCUUUCUACUCAGUUCUCGUUUGUUCAUGCAUCCAUUUGAACUAAUGGCCAAGGUUUGCCAUUUGUGCUUUGAGCACCAGAGGUUAAGUGAUCCCACUUUGGACAAGAGCCAAAUUCGAAAAAUCGCACCCAAAAUUCUUCAACUCCUAACAGAAUGGACUGAGACAUUUCCAUAUGAUUUUCGAGAUGAAAGAAUGAUGAGGAAUUUGAAAGACCUUACUCAUCGAAUAGCCAAUGGAGAGGAGACAUACAGGAAGACUGUUCAGCAGAUGAUACAGAGUCUGAUCCGUAAGCUCGCUACUCUUGGCCAGUAUGAGGAGGUCCUCGCAAAAAUUAAUGCAACGUCCACAGAUCGGCUUACAGUUCUCAAGUCCAAACCGCAGUCAAUACAAAGAGAUAUAAUUACCAUCUGCAGUGAUCCUUACACAUUGGCACAACAGUUGACUCACAUAGAACUGGAGAGACUCAAUUAUAUUGGACCAGAAGAAUUUGUCCAGGCAUUUUUACAGAAGGAUCCUUUGGACAAUGACAAGAGUUGUUACGAUGAGCCAAAAAAGACACGAAACCUUGAAGCUUAUGUGGAAUGGUUUAAUCGACUCAGCUACUUAGUUGCCACUGAAAUUUGCAUGCCUGUGAAAAAGAAGCAUCGAGCAAGAAUGAUUGAAUAUUUCAUUGAUGUUGCCCGAGAGUGUUUCAACAUUGGAAACUUUAACUCCUUGAUGGCAAUAAUAUCUGGUAUGAAUAUGAGCCCUGUCUCACGGCUAAAGAAAACCUGGGCCAAAGUGAAGACUGCCAAGUUUGACAUUCUUGAGCAUCAGAUGGACCCUUCAAGCAAUUUUUAUAAUUACCGAACAGCUCUCCGAGCAGCAGCACAAAGGUCUUUGACAGCUCACAGCAGCAGGGAGAAGAUUGUGAUACCCUUCUUCAGUCUUUUUAUCAAAGAUAUCUAUUUCCUCAAUGAGGGCUGUGCAAAUCGCCUUCCGAAUGGUCAUAUUAACUUUGAGAAAUUCUGGGAACUGGCCAAACAAGUGAGUGAAUUUAUGAUAUGGAAACAAGUAGAGUGUCCCUUUGAGAGAGAGCGGAAAACAUUGCAGUAUCUGCUCACUGUUCCAGUCUUCAGUGAGGAUGCUCUUUACCUGGCUUCCUAUGAAAGUGAAGGCCCAGAAAAUAACACAGAAAAGGACAGAUGGAAGUCUCUAAGGUCCAACUUCUUAGGCAGAGCAUAAUGUGAGAGAUGUCCAUUGCUGUAGCUAACACCAUCGCUGCUGUGUAUUAGCUCCUUUGGGAAUAUAUCACGUCAUCAUUGUUGUUUUCAGCAUCCAGUGGUAGGAAAGUGACGGGUGCCCUGAACCCAGCAGAUGGAAGGAGAGCUUAUGUGAAUCUGGAAAGCAAAUUUAUUUGAGAACAAAUGGAGGACAGACUUCCCACAGAUGACAGAUUAAGUCAUCAUGUGUGAGACUCAGACACUGACUGAGGACAGCUUUGACAGAAUCCUUUUAAGCUAUUGGAACUGCCAUGUAAUCCAUCUUUCUUGGACUCUCCGUGAGAAUGAGUCACUUUGUAUCUGAAGAAAAGAGAAAGAGAGAAAAAGAGAGAGAAUUUUUGUCCAUGUGUACAUGCAUCCUUUUGCAUUAUUUGGGCUGGAGAUUUGCUGCUAAUGGGACAUGCUAAGACUCAGUGCUGACUCAUAGAAAGUUGUUCACUUAGAAACAAAAAGAGGACAAAUCCUCCAGUUAGAAGACUUUGCUCAAUAAUCCAAGAAGCUUAAUCAGUAUUGGCAGAAAAAGACUGAUCCGGUGCUGUCUACUGAGUUUGUUUUGAGUGUAUGAUGUGAUAUGUUUUCCCAAUCCCAUAAGGUACUGAGUUGGCUGCUGGUUAGCAAACUCACUUUUACUAAUAUAAAUUAUUUAAAAUAAUAAUGAAGUUUAAUACUGUGGCAUGGAAGAUGGCCACUAGAAAACCAUCAUUUGAAGCUGGACUAUUUGAUGUGCUAGAAAGUAGUUUUAUUUUCUUCUGAGCUGUUUACAAAUCACCAUUGUGUUCUACUGUUAUUUCUUCAGUUGUCUUUUGUUAAUCAUUAUUUUCCAUGAUAGCAAUUUCUUUUCCGGUGUAAAUUCAAAAAAUUUUGCUUUUUUGGAAGAUUCUCCCGGAAUACUCAAUACAUCUAAGAUAUCUAUUAUA
Messenger RNA from Antechinus flavipes (yellow-footed antechinus), 2683 nucleotides. RefSeq names its product RasGEF domain family member 1B (gene RASGEF1B). The coding region runs from base 310 to 1728 and encodes 472 amino acids. The transcript has 14 exons. The record is from RefSeq and is a predicted model, not a curated record. Gene Ontology annotation, biological process: Ras protein signal transduction; positive regulation of GTPase activity. Lineage: Eukaryota; Metazoa; Chordata; Mammalia; Dasyuromorphia; Dasyuridae. Gene Ontology annotation, cellular component: plasma membrane. Gene Ontology annotation, molecular function: guanyl-nucleotide exchange factor activity.